GUCGCUCGCUGUAGAUUUUUCUGCCAUGAUUUUUUUCCUGCUCGCGCGCGUCUUAUCUUCUCCAGCCGCAGUGUCCAUCUCCCCUGCGUCCAGCAGAGCUUCAGCCUUAUCUUCCACCUUGGGCGUCUGCUUCAAAUGCUCCGGCUCGGACGCCCAUCUCCUUUGCUCCCGGUGGUGGAUCUUCUGCAAUUCCCCCUACAGCUUCCUCCCCGGCCCCUUGUUUUCCCCAUGGCUGGAGCCUCUUCCAGCCGUGUGCCAGUCCCCAGCUCCUUCCCUGCGGCGCCCGCUCCCUUCUCUGCUUCCCCUGCUUGUUUCUAUGGCGCGCACCCAUAUGCUCUGCUCGCUCGUCGCCGUAGCCCCUGGUCCCAGCUCUGGCGCGCCUGCUUCCUGGCUCGCCUGCGCGUGCGUUAACUCCCUCUGCCCAGGCGCCCCCUCACUGGAUCCCCUCCAUUUAUGACCAGCGCCACUUCCUGGUCCAAGCUCCCUGGUUCUUUUCCCUGUGCGUCCAGGCGUCGAAGCUCCCUGCACUCACCUGGCGCUCGCCCCUGACCUCCCAUGGCUGUCUGCCCCAGCUCGGCUUGGCCCUCUGUUCGGCGUGUUUGCCCCUGCAGAGUCGGCCCAGCCUCCAUUUUUCCCCAGCCCGGAUCUCCCUGCUCGCCUUGCUCCUCCGGCGCCGCGGUUUUCUGCUCGCUUGGCCGGCCAUGGUGGCUGUGCAUGCCUCCUGGCCAUGGACGGUUUUGGCCCAGGCCACCGUCGCGCCCAGAGAAAUGGUGCGCGUCCCUGCGCCCGGUUUUCGUUUCUGUGGCGCCGAUCUGUGCUCCGUCCUGGCCGUCUUUUCUGCCUCCAAUCUUGGCGCCGUCGCGAAGCUCUUUGUUCGUCGUCAUCGCUCGGUCGCACAACAGGCUGAUUGCGUGACGUGUGUCGCACAUCCUAGGUCCUUGUCGUCGGGUUUCGUGCGUGCUCGCGUUUACCGUCGAGUCGUCGAACCCGUCAUCCUCUGCUCAAACUCCACCUCACCAGCUCGCUUCAAACACGAUCUCGUCGUCAAGCUUCGCCUUAGCCUUAUCUCGUCGGUCACGCUCGCCAGAUGUUCGAUCAAGGACUUCAGCCGAAGGAUGUCAUCGUUCAGGCAACUACCAAAUCGAGUUGUGAUGUGGUACGUUGAUUAACCACGAGAUGCGGAGAACUUGAGUCAAGUCGACCCCAAGCGUGGGCUAAUCCGUAGGAUGAAGCUGAUGGACCAACCUGAAGAUGGUUAAAUCAAGCAAGUGCUCGAUCGAGGGAUACUCGUCAAGUGGUCGUCGCCUAACAACACUAACCUAGUGUUACCCAGGCAAGCCCCGGUGCAUGCAACCCCUUUCCUUGUGUUUUAAAUACCUUUCGCACACUUAAGUCUAGUGAAAUGUGCAUUAGGUUCAUAGGAGUUACUUGAAACCCUUUGAUGCAUUGCUUUCCUUGAUAUCCAUACCUUUAUAGAUACUUCUGUGAAGUAUCAAAAUAUGAUUUACAAAAAUGCUUAGCCUUGCUUAGAUCUUGUGGAUAGAGGUUGUCCUCCAUCUAACCCGGGAGAGGAUGGCUUCUACCUGCAAGUAUAUUUUCAUUUGGAGCAAUGAUGGGAUCUUACUGCAAAGUUCCCUGCGAUGCUCUUUUCAUCCUCAGGAACAGAAACAAUCCUAAGGAUGGAAGUACUUAAAUCGAGACUUGGGCUAGGAACAAGUGAUGCUCCGCCCGGGUCAAUUAAGGAUUGGAUGCGUAUGUAGGCCUGUUGAUCAAGGACUAUCUUAUCUAGCCACAUGCCCUGAGAAUGGGACAGGGUAAGCUUGAACCCGGCUAUUCCAUACAUGAAAAGACAAUCGCGCACUGGGCGUGGAGAGAUGGCGAGAGUGGCACGUACCCUCCUGGCAACGGAUCGCCUAAAAGGGGUGGUGUACUCUCGGGUGGCGCGGACCUGUUCAUGCAGUGGAGGAUCCGUGGGAAUAGUAGACAUCAAGGUUUACGAGAAAGAUAUGUCGUGUGGUUAGAAAUCCUCAGCUGAGUAAAUCGAUUCGGAUCGCCGUUAUAUCCCCGGAGAGUGGAGACUUGAGCUCCGACCUACAACCUAAGUCAAGAUGUGAACACUAUGGAUAAAAAUGAUGUUGUAUUGAUGAGAUGAUGAAACUAGACUAGAUGCAAACAGAGUCUAUUAAAUAUUUAAUCUGGCGUUAAAAUAUUGAAAGUAAGGACUCACUUUAGUAAGCUAUUUCUGCAAAAGUAUCUAAGUUGAUUCUUGCUAAAGCCUCUCCUUGAUUCCCAAAUCCAGCAUAUCCUUGAGAGUCUUUUCUUUAGUCGGGUAAGUCUUGCUGAGUAAUUCCAUACUCAGGGUUUUAUUCCCUGUUGUUUUUCAGGUCAUAGUUUUGUGCUGCUGAUGAUGGUGUUAAGUGCCGGUGGGCUCGGCCUUCUUAUAAGUCUAAAGCAUGGGUGAGCAGUGAGCUGCUGCCGUAACUCCAAAGCUGACAAGUUUUCUGUGCUGUCCACCAAGAUUGUAGCAUGUAGAUGAGAUGUAGAGGAGCUAGUAGCGGCUACCAUUACGGCAAUAAAGAGCCCGUAGGAAAAGCGGAGGGGGCAGCGAGCGGGUGCUGCAUAACCUGCAUUCAGUCUCAGGGUACCAUUGCAUCCCACUCGGCUCCACCUCGCGGCCCAUAUUUGAUAUUUCGGCUAUGGCAGGUCAUUGCGCCGUCGUCGUCGUCGUUCGCAAGCAGCAACCAGGCAGCUCCGGGCUCCGGCCAUGGCAUCACCACCAAGGAAUGUCGGUACCAGGACUACCAGCAACCCGGAGAUCCCAGAGUUCCUGGUGGGCCCGGCUGGCCGGCCGGUGCCGGCCGUGGGGCUCGGCACGGCAUCGUUCCCGUUCGUGGAGGAAAACGUCAGGACCGCCGUCCUCGCGGCACUGGAGCUCGGAUACCGCCACCUCGAUACCGCUUCGCUCUACCGCUCCGAACGUGCCGUCGGCGACGCCGUGGCCGAGGCAGCGCGGCGCGGGAUCGUGGCGUCCAGGGAGGAGGUGUUCGUGACGACCAAGAUGUGGUGCUCGCAGUGCCACCCGGAUCUCGUGCUACCUUCCCUCAAGGAGAGCUUGCAGAACCUUCAAAUGGAUUAUGUUGAUUUGUACCUGGUUCAUUGGCCGAUAGCUGCAAAGCCCGGCAAGCCACAGUUCCCGUUUAAAAGGGAGGACAUCAUGCCCAUGGACCUAAUAGGUGUAUGGCGGGCAAUGGAGGAAUGCCACCGGCUUGGCCUUGCUAGGAUGAUUGGUGUCAGCAAUUUCACAACAAAGAAGCUCCAAGAGCUACUGGCCAUUGCUAAAAUCCCCCCGUCAGUAAAUCAGGUUGAAAUGAAUCCAAUUUGGCAGCAGAAAAGGUUAGCUGAGUUCUGCAAAGACAAAGGUAUUCAUUUGACUGCCUAUUCUCCGCUAGCAGGCCAAAGCACGUCUAAGGUCAAUCCAGUAAUGCAGUCUGAGGUUCUGCAAGAGGUUGCAAAGGCUAGAGGAAAGUCAGUGGCUCAGAUUUCGCUGAGGUGGAUCUACGAGCAAGGCGCUAGCGUGGUUGUCAAGAGUUUCGGAAGGGAUAGGCUCAAGGAGAACGUGGAAAUCUUCGAUUGGGAACUGACCAAUGAAGACAGGCGUAAGAUUAGUCAGAUACCUCAGCACAAGAGGGUCACAGUGUUGGGGAUCCUCAGCCCAGACGGCGUCUCCAGCGUGGAUCUUGCUGAGCUUGAUAUUGUUGAAAUGUAGCAGAAAUCUCCAUCUAUCAGGUUGCAAGGACAAAAAAUGGUGAUUGGAGUAGCUUUCAUACGGCUACGUUGAAUCAGUUGCUUAGAUACGGCCAUAUUGAAUCAAGAAUUAGAAGUAGAGGACGAUCUCUCUACUUGUCGUCCGGACCUCAUUUUCUUAAAAUGUAUUUUCAGGUG
This is a messenger RNA of Zea mays, 3942 nucleotides long. RefSeq names its product NAD(P)-linked oxidoreductase superfamily protein. The transcript is spliced from 7 exons. Lineage: Eukaryota; Viridiplantae; Streptophyta; Magnoliopsida; Poales; Poaceae. Gene Ontology annotation, molecular function: oxidoreductase activity, acting on the CH-OH group of donors, NAD or NADP as acceptor. The record is from RefSeq and is marked validated. Bases 2765 to 3766 code for a protein of 333 amino acids.